Messenger RNA from Lipotes vexillifer (Yangtze River dolphin), 1541 nucleotides. RefSeq names its product coagulation factor X (gene F10). Gene Ontology annotation, biological process: proteolysis; blood coagulation. Gene Ontology annotation, cellular component: extracellular region. The transcript is spliced from 8 exons. The record is from RefSeq and is a predicted model, not a curated record. Lineage: Eukaryota; Metazoa; Chordata; Mammalia; Artiodactyla; Lipotidae. The coding region runs from base 12 to 1541 and encodes 509 amino acids. Gene Ontology annotation, molecular function: serine-type endopeptidase activity; calcium ion binding.
UCGGCCACACCAUGGCGGGCUGGCUGUGUUUCUUCCUUCUCGGCGCCUCCCUGGCUGGCCUCCUGCUGCCGGGGGCAAGUGUGUUCCUGCCCCGGGACCAGGCCCACAGCGUCCUGCAGAGAGUCCGCAGGGCCAACUCGUUUUUGGAGGAGGUGAAGAAGGGAAACCUGGAAAGGGAGUGCCUAGAGGAGGCCUGCUCGUAUGAGGAGGCCCGCGAGGUCUUCGAGGACACGGAGAAGACGAAUGAAUUCUGGAAUAUAUACAAAGAUGGUGACCAGUGUGAAAGCCUUCCUUGCCUGAAUCAGGGCACAUGUAAAGACGGCCUCGGGGAAUACACAUGCACCUGUUUGGAAGGAUUUGAAGGCAAAAACUGUGAAUUACCCACGCGUGAGCUCUGCAGCCUGGACAACGGGGGCUGCGACCAGUUCUGCAGGGAGGAGCGGAGCGCGGUGCUGUGCUCGUGCGCCAGCGGGUACGACCUGGGCGACGACGGCAAGUCCUGCAUCUCCGCAGAGCCCUUCCCCUGCGGGAAGCUCACCCGGGGACGCGGCAGGCGGUCGGCCGCCCACGGCAGCGGGGAGGCCCCCGAAGCAGGCGUGCCGGAGCAGGAGCAGUACUACCGCGGAGACCUGGGCCCCACCGAGAGCUCCCUCCACCUGCUGGGCCUCAACGGGACGGAGCCCAGCCCCAAGGAGGACGAGAGCCACCUGGUCCGGAUAGUGGGCGGGAGGGACUGCGAAGACGGGGAGUGCCCCUGGCAGGCUCUGCUCGUCAAUGAGGAGAAUGAGGGCUUCUGCGGGGGCACCAUCCUGAGCGAGUUCUGCGUCCUCACUGCAGCCCACUGUCUCCUGCAGGCCAAGCGGUUCACGGUGAGGGUAGGCGACCGGAACACGGAGAAGGAGGAGGGCAACGAGAUGGCACACGAGGUGGAGGUGACCGUGAAGCACAGCCGGUUCGUCAAGGACACUUACGACUUCGACAUCGCGGUGCUGCGGCUCAAGACGCCCAUCAAGUUCCGCAGGAACGUGGCGCCCGCCUGCCUGCCCGAGAAGGACUGGGCCGAGGCCACGCUGCUGACCCAGAAGACGGGCGUCGUCAGCGGCUUUGGGCGCACGCACGAGCGGGGCCGCCUGUCGUCCACGCUCAAGAUGCUGGAGGUGCCCUACGUGGACAGGAACACCUGUAAGCUGUCCAGCAGCUUCACCAUCACCUCCAACAUGUUCUGCGCCGGCUACGAUGCGCAGCCCGAGGACGCCUGCCAGGGCGACAGCGGCGGCCCCCAUGUCACCCGCUUCAGGGACACAUACUUCAUCACUGGCAUCGUCAGCUGGGGCGAAGGGUGCGCACGGAAGGGCAAGUACGGCGUCUACACCAAGGUCACCAACUUCCUCAAGUGGAUUGACAAGUCCAUGAAAGCCGGGCUGGGGGCGGGGGCCAGGGGGAGCCGCGCCCCCAGUGAAGCCCCCCCCUGUCCCUCGCAGCCCCUGCCUCUCCCUCCUCUCAGCACCGGGGCCCUGAGCCGGCCUCCCUCCCUGCCGUGA